Neolamprologus brichardi is the source of this 1307-nucleotide messenger RNA. Lineage: Eukaryota; Metazoa; Chordata; Actinopteri; Cichliformes; Cichlidae. The record is from RefSeq and is a predicted model, not a curated record.
CAGCCAAUCAGAUCCCUCCUGACUGUGUUGGCAUGGUGACAGAGGUCAGAGGGUUCACUGACCCACAGAAGGAGGAGUACUUCAGGAAGAGAUUCAGAGAUGAGGAGCAGGCCAGCAGGAUCAUCUCCCACAUCAAGACAUCACGAAGCCUCCACAUCAUGUGCCACAUCCCAGUCUUCUGCUGGAUCACUGCUACAGUUCUGGAGGAUGUGCUGAAAACCAGUGAGGGAGGACAGCUGCCCGAGACCCUGACUGAGAUGUACAUCCACUUCCUGGUGGUUCAGGCCAAAGUGAAGAAGGUCAAGUAUGAUGGAGGAGCUGAGACAGAUCCACACUGGAGUCCAGAGAGCAAGAAGAUGAUUGAGUCUCUGGGAAAACUGGCUUUUGAUCAGCUGCAGAAAGGAAACCUGAUCUUCUAUGAAUCAAACCUGACAGAGUGUGGCAUCGAUAUCAGAGCAGCCUCAGUGUACUCAGGAUUGUUCACACAGAUCUUUAAAGAAGAGAGAGGAUUGUACCAGGACAAGGUGUUCUGCUUCAUUCAUCUGAGUGUUCAAGAGUUUCUGGCUGCUCUUCAUGUCCAUCUGACCUUCAUCAACUCUGGAAUCAAUCUGCUGGAACAACAACAAACAAACUCCAAGCGGUCUAGCUUUUUUAGAAAAAAAGAGUCUCUUCACCAGAGUGCUGUGAACAAGGCCUUACAGAGUCCAAAUGGACACCUGGACUUGUUCCUUCGCUUCCUCCUGGGUCUUUCACUGCAGACCAAUCAGAGUCUCCUACUAGGUCUGCUGACACAGACAGAAAGUAGCUCACAGACCAAUAAGAAAACAGUCCAGUACAUCAAGAAGAAGUUCAGUGAGAAUCUGUCUGCAGAGAAAAGUAUCAGUUUGCUCCACUGUCUGAAUGAACUGAAUGAUCGUUCUUUAGUGGAGGAGAUCCAACAGUCCCUGAGAUCAGGAAGGCUCUCCACAGAUAAACUGUCUCCUGCUCAGUGGUCAGCUCUGGUCUUCAUCUUACUGUCAUCAGAAAAAGAUCUGGAUGUGUUUGACCUGAAUAAAUACUCUGCUUCAGAGGAGGCUCUUCUGAGAAUGCUGCCAGUGGUCAAAGCAUCCUACAAAGCUCUACUAAGUGGCUGUAACCUCUCAGAGAAAAGCUGUGAUGCUCUUUCCUCAGUUCUCAUCUCCCAGUCCUGUAGUCUGAAACAGCUGGACCUGAGUUACAAUAACCUGCGGGAUUCAGGAGUGAAACUUCUGUCUGCUGCACUGCGGAGUCCACAUUGUACACUAGAAACUCUCAGGUCAGGAUCCUAA